Molecule: messenger RNA, 1351 nt
Organism: Octopus sinensis (East Asian common octopus)
Lineage: Eukaryota; Metazoa; Mollusca; Cephalopoda; Octopoda; Octopodidae
Product: NAD(P)H-hydrate epimerase-like
Exons: 5
Coding region: 143-817 (224 amino acids)
Cellular component (GO): mitochondrion
Molecular function (GO): NAD(P)HX epimerase activity
Source: RefSeq, a predicted model, not a curated record
UCUGUUUCAUUACAGUCAGGAAGAGGCCGUUAAGAUAGAGGAUGAGCUGCUAACAGAAUAUGCUUUCAAUGUUCCACAACUAUUAGAGUUGGCAGGAUAUAGCUGUGCUGUGGCCAUUACACAGGUGUAUCCUUUAGAUAAAAUGAGCAGAGAUAAUGGUGCCAUACUCGUCUGCUGCGGCCCAGACAACAAUGGAGGACAUGGACUUGUCUGUGCACGACACCUUAAACAUUUUGGGUACAAACCAUCCAUUUUCUACCCUAAAACUUCAAAUCAACAAAUCUUUGAAAACCUGAGACUGCAAUGUGAGAGAAUGGAUAUGCCAUUCCUCUCAUUCUUUCCCAGUGAACCACAUCUGAUAGACUCAGCUUAUAAUCUUGUGGUUGAUGCUAUCUAUGGUAGCUGUCACAAAGAGCGAAUCACUGGAGACUUUGCUUCUGUACUAGAGACACUGAAAAAGAUUGAAAAUCCUCUCGUAAGUUUGGACAUUCCUUCAGGUUGGGACAUUGAAAACGGCUGCUCGGAUGGACUACAGCCAUCAAUGUUAAUUUCCUUGACUUGCCCGAAGUUAUGUGCCCGUCACUUCCAAGGCCAGCAUCACUACCUGGGAGGUCGGUACAUACCACGUACCCUGGAACUCCGAUACGAGCUAAACCUACCCCAGUAUGCCGGCAUUGAUUGUACAGUGGAGCUGAAGACACAGCAUCAGUCAACUACCCACAAUACUAGCGCAACCACUACCACUACUACUACUACUACUACUACUACUACUACUACUACUACUGGAAGAAUUGUUAAAGCAGUGAGAAAAAUAUGACUAAAUACUUUGUGAAAUGUAGUCACAAAACAUAUUUUCAGUCCAAAUCUUGACAAGGUCAUUCUCAUUUUUCUCUUUUUUUUUAUCCUUCUGGGGUUGAUGAAAUGAAGUACCCCUAAAGUCAGGUGCUUGGUUGAUUUAUUCUGCUGUUACUGUCCCCAACAAUAUUUUGCCUUGUGUCCUUGUUAGAAAUCUUAAUAAUCAUCAUCCUCAUCAUCAUCAUUGUCGUCGUCAUCAUCAUCAUCAUCGUUGUUGUCCUCAUAAAUAUAAGGGGAUUAAUAUUCGUUGUUUUUUUUUUUGUUGUUUUGUUUUCUGCUGACAUAUUUUAGCUGCAAAGCUUGCCGCUUCAUAUACAAAGUUGGGGUGUAAGAGGCAGGGUAGUUUGGAACCCUUCGUUCUGUUAUUCAAUGCCACAUGUUAUUCUUUUAUUACACUACAAAGUGUGUUUGUGUAUGUAUAUGUAUGUGUGUGUGUGUAUAUAUAUAUAUAUAUAUACACACAUAUAUAAACAUUCAUAUCGUAUAUAUAUACAUA